UUCAUUUCUUAAGAUGAAGCAGUAGCUAAGAAUCUCUCUUUUAGUCUCCACAAUGGAGGAGACUUUCCCAUGAUUAUUCAUCCCCAAACCAACAACUAAUCCCCCAAAAAAUGGUUGAGCCAACUCAGCAACACGAUGUACUUCCGUGGCUCAAAACCCUACCUUUAGCCCCUGAAUUUCACCCUACUUUGGCCGAGUUUCAAGAUCCAAUUGCAUACAUUUUCAAGAUCGAGAGAGAAGCUUCUCAAUAUGGCAUCUGCAAAAUCGUACCACCGGUGCCGCCUGCUCCCAAAAAAACCGCUAUUUCUAACCUUAAUCGGUCCUUAGCCGAGCGUGCUGCAGCUACUGGUUCUAGUUCAACUUCUAGUUCGACCUCCGGUCCCACAUUUACUACCCGCCAGCAACAGAUCGGGUUUUGCCCGCGAAAACCACGCCCGGUUCAGAAACCGGUUUGGCAGAGUGGCGAGUAUUAUACUUUCCAACAAUUUGAAACCAAAGCUAAGAAUUUUGAAAAAACUUACUUGAAGAAAUGCAGCAGCAAGAAGACUCCACUUUCUGCUCUGGAAAUCGAAAGCUUGUACUGGAAAGCCACAGUGGACAAACCGUUUUCUGUGGAAUAUGCUAACGACAUGCCGGGUUCGGCUUUCAUGCCGGUUCGGAAGAACCGGGAGGCGGUUGGGGAAGGUGUGACGGUUGGUGAGACGGCGUGGAAUAUGAGGGGAGUUUCUAGGGCAAAAGGGUCAUUGUUGAGGUUUAUGAAGGAGGAAAUUCCGGGAGUUACUUCACCUAUGGUUUAUAUCGCCAUGAUGUUUAGUUGGUUCGCUUGGCACGCGGAGGAUCAUGACUUGCAUAGCUUGAAUUACUUGCAUAUGGGUGCUAGUAAGACUUGGUAUGGUGUGCCCAUGGACGCUGCCAAUGCGUUUGAGGAGGUGGUUAGAGUUCAGGGUUAUGGAGGAGAAAUCAAUCCUCUUGUUACUUUUGCUACUCUUGGUGAAAAAACAACGAUGAUGUCUCCUGAAGUAUUUGUUAGUGCAGGGGUUCCAUGCUGCAGGUUAGUGCAAAAUGCUGGAGAGUUUGUUGUCACUUUUCCAAGGGCCUAUCAUAUGGGGUUUAGUCAUGGAUUUAAUUGUGGGGAGGCAGCCAAUAUUGCAACUCCUGAAUGGUUAAACAUUGCUAAAGCUGCUGCUAUUCGAAGAGCUUCAAUCAAUUAUCCACCUAUGGUUUCUCAUUUUCAGUUACUCUAUGAUCUUGCUAUAGCAUUGCAUUCAAGAGUUCCUAUAGCCAUUAGUGCUAAACCGCGGAGUUCUCGACUAAAAGAUAAGAAAAAGGAUGAAGGAGAAACAUUGGUUAAAGAACUAUUUGUGCAGGAUGUAGCACACAAUAGUGAACUUCUUCAUAUUCUCGGGAAAGGAUCUUCUAUAGUUCUUCUACCUGAAAGUUCUUCAGAUAUUUUAGGAGUAAAUCCCAGGAUGGCUCUUGGUCUAUGCAGUUACAAAGAAGCAGUUAAAACCUCUAGAGAUUUAGUUUCUAGUGAUUUCAUGCUAGGCAAAAAUAAUGGAAUCAAGCCUGGGAAAGGUUUCUAUUCCGUGAAAGGAAAAUUCACUGCUUUGUGCGAAAGAAACUCCUUAUUAAAUGGAGCUGAUAAUAUAUGCACUUGGACUUCUCACAUGCUGUCCACAAAGAAUGAAGGAGAAGAAACUAUUCAAGGUGAUCGGUUGUCAGAUCAGAGACUGUUUUCUUGUGCCACAUGUGGAAUUUUGAGCUUUUCUUGUGUUGCUGUCAUUCAACCUCGAGAACCGACUGCUAGAUAUCUCAUGUCAUCUGAUUGUAGCUUCUUUAAUGAUUGGAUUGUUGGUUCUGGAGUAACUAGUGAUGGGUGCAAUGUAGCUGGUGUGGAUGCAAUUACUUCUGAGCUGAAUUCUCGUCCAAGAUGGACGGGAAAGAGUACUGCACAUAGCUUAUAUGAUGUUCCUGUUCGAUCUUUUCACCAAAUUCAAAUGGUAGAUCAAAGUAAUGGAAUGGUUUCUGAUACAGAAAUAAAGAGAGAAACUUCUGCCCUUGGCCUGUUAGCUAUGACUUAUGGAAAUUCAUCUGAUUCUGAGGAAGAUCAGGUCAAACCAGAUGUUUCUGUUGAUAUUGAUGAAACUAGCAUGACAAAGUGAUCACCGGAACAAAAAUAUGAGCAAGAUUUUCAUGGUGAUGCAACUGGGUGUCACAGUCUCUCGUUAACAAGAGUUGAUGGUCAGGAUGAAGCUCCUCUCCAGGCUAUUGACUGCUUCGGGGUACCUGGAUUUAGAAGAGACAAUUUCAAAGAUAGAAGUCCUCAAGGUUCUGUCUGCUCUGUAGAAUUUGAAACUGAUAAUCCCGAUUUCUCCAAAUCAAAUGAUUUGAAUGGCCUAUUUGGAGGUACAAUGACAGUGUCACAUGCUUCAAAUUUCUCUCCAGAUUUCCAUGGUGCUGAUAAUAUGGAAUUUAGCAAGGCCAUUGUACCAGUGAAGAACACAGAUAUGCCUUUUACGCCAAGAUCUGAUGAAGAUUCUUCUCGAAUGCAUGUCUUCUGUCUUGAGCAUGCUGUGGAAGUAGAGCAGCAACUUCGUUCAAUUGGAGGGGUGCAUAUAAUGCUUCUUUGUCAUCCAGAGUAUCCCAAGAUAGUGGCUAAAGCAAAGUUAGUGGCUGAAGAAUUGGGAAUUAAUUUUCUCUGGAAUGAUAUCUCAUUCAGGAAUGCCACCAAAGAGGAUGAGGAGAGGAUCCAUUUGGCUCUGGAUAGUGAGGAUGCAUUGCCUGGGAAUGGGGACUGGGCUGUAAAGCUGGGAAUUAAUCUCUUUUAUAGUGCCAACCUCAGUCGCUCUCCUCUUUACACUAAACAGAUGCCAUACAAUUCUGUUAUAUAUAAUGCAUUUGGCCGUAAUUCUCCAGCUAGCUCGCCCACAACAUGCAGUUAUGGGAGACGAUCUGGCAGGCAGAGAAAGUUUGUGGCAGGGAAAUGGUGUGGAAAAGUUUGGAUGUCAAAUCAGGUUCACCCCUUUCUAACACAACAGGAGUCUGAGGAUCAAGAACAAGAGAAGGAAAGAAGCUUCCGCGGUUGGGCAACGGUGGAUGAGAAUUUUGAGAGAAAAUCUGAAAGUACUUGCCCAACUGAAUUUACAUCGGUGACAAGAAAGCUAAGUAAGAAGAGGAAAAUUCUAGCACAGAGCAGGUCAAUGAAGAAGGUAAAAUGUAUUGAUACGGAAGAUGCAGGUUCAGAUGAUUCACAGGAUGAUGACUCUCAUUUACAGCAGAGAAGGGUUCUCAGAAGAAAGCAAACCAGUAUUAUGGAAGGAGAAGAUGGAAGCUCAUAUGAUUCACCGGAGGAUAAUACUCAUCAACAGAAACAGACUUUUCCUAGAAGAAAGCAAGCCAAACGUAUUGACAGAGAAGUUGAAGUCUUGAAUGAUUUACUGAAGAACUCUCUUAAGCAGUAUAGGAGGCUUCCUAAGAGCAAGCAAGCCAAAUUUAUUGCUAGAGAUGAUUUACCUGAGGAGACUUCUCUUAAGCAGUAUAGGAGGAUUCCAAGGAGCAAGCAAGCCAAAUAUAUUGAGAGAGAGGAUGUGGUUUCAGAUGACUACCUUGAAGAUAUUGCUCGUAAGCAACAUAAAAGAAAUCCUAGAACCAAGCAAGCCAAACGUAUUGGGAGAGAAGAAGCAGUUUCAGAUGGUUCAGUGGAGGAUGGUUCUCAUAAGUUGCAGCAUAGAAGGAUUUCGAAGAGCAAGCAGGCAAAAUAUAUUGGGAGAGAAGAUGCAGUUUCAGAUGAUUCACUGGAGGAUAAAUCUCAGUUGCAGCGUAAAAGGAUCCCAAAAAGCAAGCAAACCGAAUGUAUGGAGAGAGAAGAUGCAGUUUCAGAUGAUUCACUGGAGGAUAAUUCUCGUCAGUUGCAUAGGAGGAUUCUGAAUAGCAAGUUAGCCAAAUGGAUUGAGAGAGAAGAUGCAGUUUCAGAUGAUUCAAUGGAGGAUAAUUCUCAUCGUCUGUAUGGGAGAAUUCCAAAAAGUAAGCAAGCCAAGUGGAUUGAGAGAGAAGAUGCAGUUUCAGAAGAUUCUCUGGAGCAUAAAUUUCAUAAGCAGAACAGGAGGACUCCUAGAGACAAGCAAGCCAAAUGCAUGGAGGUGGAAGAUACUGCUUCGUAUGAUUCAGCUGAGGAUGAUAGUCAACAGCUUAGGAGGAAUCCUAGAGGCAAAAAGACCAAGCUUAUUGAGAGGGAAGAUGCUAUGUUAUAUGAUUCUGUAGUGGAUAAUUCUCAUCGGCAACCUGGGAGGAUUCUUAGAAGUAAGCAAGUGAAAACAGAAAUGCUUCGGAAAAUGAAACAAGAGACCCCUUGGACUAUGAAGCCUGGAAAACGAAAUUUGACGAAGCUAGAGACCCCUCGGCAAAUGAAACAAGGGACUACUAGGCAGCGCAAUAAUAAAAGUGUGCAGAAUGCCAAACAAUUUGAUUCAUAUGUUGAAGAGGAGACUGAAGGCGGACCUAGCACUCGUCUUCGAAAAAGAAUACCAAAACCUAUGAAACAGUCAGAAUCCAAAUCAAAGGAUAAAAAGCAAACUAGCAAAAAGAAAGGGAAGAAUGCUUCAGCUGGGAAGGCUUCCGGUGGUUUCAGCAAUGCAAAAAUUAAGGAGGAGGAAGCAGAAUACCAGUGUGACUUGGAGGGUUGCAACAUGACUUUUGGGUCAAAACCAGAGCUGGUCCUGCACAAAAGAAACAUAUGUCCAGUGAAGGGAUGAGGUAAGAAGUUUUUCUCACACAAGUACUUAGUACAGCACCGGCGAGUUCAUUUGGAUGAUCGGCCACUUAAAUGCCCUUGGAAGGGUUGCAAGAUGGCAUUCAAGUGGGCAUGGGCACGUACUGAACACAUAAGGGUUCACACAGGUGCUCGUCCUUAUGUGUGCGGUGAGGCUGGCUGUGGGCAGACAUUCCGGUUUGUGUCAGAUUUCAGUCGUCACAAGCGGAAGACUGGUCAUUCCACAAAGAAAACCAGAGGAUAGUGUAAAAAAGGUGUUAACCAUUGCUAAUGAACGUAAGUUAGUGGGUUAGGAUUUCGUUGUAAUUGUGAAUUGUCAUUCAGAGCAACGAUUAAAUUUGUGUUGCCCUGGUGCUUCAUUGGGCCAAUUUAAUUAUCAAUUGCUUUGAUCUUGAAACAGAUUCUCAUGCAAUCAUUGUUACCUUCUUAACCAUUUGUGUCAAGGUGAUGUUUUAGUCUUAGAUGAUGGGUGUUUCUGUCGUUUUGACUGCCUGUCUGCCUUCUAUCAAAGUCUUCAUGUCGCUACUGACCGUGAGGUAGACCAAUUUCCUUGAUUGAGACAUCUUUUUGAAGCAGGAAUAAAAUCGGAGCGUAAAA
Pistacia vera is the source of this 5365-nucleotide messenger RNA. Its product is annotated as lysine-specific demethylase REF6. Gene Ontology annotation, molecular function: histone H3K4me/H3K4me2/H3K4me3 demethylase activity. Gene Ontology annotation, biological process: chromatin remodeling. The transcript has 7 exons. The record is from RefSeq and is a predicted model, not a curated record. Gene Ontology annotation, cellular component: nucleus. Lineage: Eukaryota; Viridiplantae; Streptophyta; Magnoliopsida; Sapindales; Anacardiaceae.